GGCUGCUUCAGAUGUAGAUUACAGCUUCUACUGCAGUGUGUCUGUGUGUAUGCGUAUUUGUGUGUGGGUGAUUUAAUGCCAUGGAGUGGAACAACUAAUGGCAUUACCUGAAAAAGGUUACAGGGAGAAAGAGAAGGACACUGCUUUUUUUUUCUUCCUUUUUUUUAUUUUUUUUGUUUUGCAUUUUGCUUCUUUUUGAAGAAGUGUGUGCCAAAUGAACCAAGAGAGAAGGAAAGUCAUGCAGUGUGCCUUAGCAUUGUUCCAGCUCCUCUAGACCUGAACAAACUUCAAUUUAAACAGCGACCUUUCGAUAUUUUUUGUGAAGCUUUAGAGAAGAGCGCAAACUGACAAACGCUGGAUGUUUUAGGGAAAAUAAAAAAAAAAAACAAAAAAAAAAAAACAACAAAAAAACUUGAACGAAUAACUACCAUCCAUUUAAAAAAAAUAAUUUGUGAUUUCACAUUUUAUACAAGGGGAUCUAGAAAAUCACUAUAUGUUUGUACUGUUCAUAAAAUAGUACAGUCUGGCACAGCUUUAGCAUGAUAAUAACUUGCUAUUGAUGGACUCAUUCAUUUUAUCAUUGGAGAUGUUUCUGACAACAGUUUAUAUGUACUACAGGAGAAGGUCAAAGUGAUUUUAAGUUUUUACAAGGAGAUUUUUAAUUGCUGGUAGAUGCAGUGGGUUCUGCCUAGAAAAGAAAAAAAAAACGGAUUCAUGAGGAGAAAAAAUAUCAAGAACAACCGCGGUUUGUGAAAAACAGGUUUUACGGUUCGAAGUGGGACUGAUUGAAGUAGCCAAGUGCUGGGACGCUGCACCAAGGCCUGUCUGACAGGGUGGUCUGUUAUUACAAUUAGCUGGAUGUUUUGAUAGACAAUAGCAGGCAUGCUGUGCGGAUUGAGAAGGGAACUGCAGUCAGAAUUUGAUGAUGGCCCAUACUCCAAGGGGAGCAAGAACCCUGCAGGGGCAGAGAAUUCCCUCACUACAAGAAGGCAGAGUAUACCAGAGGAGUUUAGGGGCGUUACGAUAGUGGAACUAAUAAAGAAAGAAGGCAGUACUCUGGGGUUGACCAUCUCUGGAGGAACAGAUAAAGACGGGAAACCAAGAGUGUCGAACUUGAGAUCCGGGGGUCUGGCUGCAAGAAGCGACCAGCUAAAUGUGGGUGACUACAUCAAAUCGGUCAAUGGGAUAAACUUGACCAAGCUGCGACAUGAUGAAAUCAUCAGCCUCUUAAAGAAUGUGGGCGAGCGUGUGGUCCUGGAAGUGGAGUAUGAGCUGCCCCCUGCUGCUCCUGAUAGCAGCUCAGGUGUUAUUUCGAAGACAAUCGAGAUCUGUCUGUAUAAGGAAGGCAACAGCUUUGGCUUUGUGUUGAGAGGGGGAGCUCACGAAGACUGGCACAAAUCACGGCCAGUGGUGGUGACCUAUGUGAGACCUGGUGGCCCAGCAGACAGGGAAGGGACCCUGAAAGCCAGUGACCGUCUCCUGAGUGUAGAUGGGAUACCCCUGCACAGUGUGGCACAUGCCGAUGCCCUCAAUACACUGAACCAAUGUGGCCAAGAGGCCCUCUUCCAAAUCGAGUAUGACGUUUCCAUCGUGGAUUCCGUAACAAACGCAUCAGGCCCUCUUUUGGUGGAGAUUGCGAAACCUCCAGGGUCGAAUCUGGGGAUCACCUUGACAACAGGGUUGCAUCGGAACAAACAAGUGAUAGUCAUUGAGAAGAUCAAAGCAGCAAGCGUGGUCGACAGAUGCGGUGCGUUGCACGUCGGGGAUCACAUCCUGUCUAUCGAUGGCACUGGUACUGAACACUGCUCAGUCCUGGAGGCCACUCAGCUGUUAGCCAGCACCUCUGAGAAUGUUAAACUCGAGAUCCUGUCUGCACACCACAGCCGACUGCCACUGAAACCCCAGGAAACAGUAAAAGUACAGAAGAGUGACCACCAUCAUUGCUGGGACCCCUGUGUCAAUUAUUGUCAUACUCAGCACCCAGGACACUGCAAGACCCCCACCUGGACCUCCUCUAACCCACCCACCAACCAGGACUACUGCAAAUCUCUGGUGUCUACCAACUUUUCUCCGGGCUCCAUGAGCACUGCAGGAUUCUUCAGUCAGAACUCAAGCACUCUGCCACGCAACUCUCAGCCCGUGAGUCCUCGUAACACCAUGAUGAAGAGGAGGCAGAAGAAGAAGGAGCACAAGAGCUCAUUGUCUCUGGCCUCCAGCUCGGUGGGCCCAGGAGGUCAGAUCAUUCACACAGAGACUGGCGAGGUGAUCCUGAGGGGGGACCCCCUAAAUGGCUUCGGCAUCCAGCUUCAGGGGGGAAUCUUUGCCACGGAAACCCUCUCCUCACCGCCGAUCCUCCGCUUCAUUGAGCCUGACAGCUCAGCCGAGAGGUGUGGUUUACUGCAGGUAGGAGACAGACUACUGUCCAUCAAUAACAUACCAACAGAGGACGGAACUCUGGAAGAAGCUAACCAGCUCUUAAGAGAUGCUGCGCUCGCCAACAAAGUCACCUUGGAAGUAGAGUUUGAUGUUGCAGAAUCUGUUGUACCCAGCAGCGGCACAUUCCAUGUUAAACUACCCAAGAAGAAAGGAGUGGAGCUGGGAAUUACAAUCAGUGCAAGCAGAAAGCCAGGAGAGCCCCUGAUAAUCUCAGAUAUUAAGAAAGGCAGCAUUGCACACAGAACUGGCACCCUGGAGCCCGGAGACAAGCUGCUGGCCAUCGACAACAUCCGGCUGGAGAACUGCUCCAUGGAGGAUGCAGUGCAGAUCCUGCAGCAGUGCGAGGACCUGGUCAAACUGAAGAUACGCAAGGAUGAAGACAACUCCGAUGAACAGGAAAUGACUGGCUCUAUAAUCUACACUGUGGAGCUGAAGAGGUAUGGCGGUCCAUUGGGAAUCACCAUCUCGGGCACUGAAGAACCCUUUGACCCCAUUGUCAUCUCCGGCCUCACCAAAAGAGGGCUAGCAGAGAGGACUGGUGCUAUUCAUGUGGGGGACAGGAUCUUAGCCAUUAAUAACGUGAGCCUGAAGGGGAAACCACUGAGCGAAGCCAUUCACCUCCUCCAGAUGGCAGGAGAGACUGUCACCCUGAAGAUAAAGAAGCAAGUGGACAGACCAAAUUCCCAAAAGAAACUAGGAGCCAUGAAUGACGUGAGCGAUCCCGAAGACGAGCUGACAGACUCCCAGAAGACGUGCAAACUCUCGGAGAUCUACUCCACCACCAUUCCCAGCGUAGACAGUGCCAUGGAGUCUUGGGACGGCUCUGGAUUCGAUGCAGGAUACGGAAGUCAGGGUACAUACAUCCACCAGGCAGCAGGGAUCACGCUGCAUCCCCACGAAUGGAGGAACACCAAACAGCGGAAUAGCACCCCUCCCGCCAACCUCCGGAAGAACUACCCCUACACUGACGGGGGCUUUAGCGAGGAUGACUGGGACAAGCCCACAGGAUAUGUCAGCCACCACCAACACAACCCCCACGACGGACUAAACCUGGAACACGAGGACAGUUUUUGGUGCCAAGCUUUGGAAGAUUUAGAAACUUGUGGGCAGUCUGAGCUCCUAAGGGAGAUUGAGGCACUGAUAAUGAGUGGAAGCACACUCAGUUUGGACGUUGACGGGAACAAGUUGCAUGUAGAUUCUGUCAGCCAAACUGGGUUAAGCCCUCGGAGGAAAGGAGCGAUCCUUCUCCACGCUGACGAAAAGAGGAAGAGCAAGAGUUCGGGGAGUGGGGCCGAGAAGAGCUGGGAGACGCAGAGGAUCAAAGACGAAAUGCAGGAGAUCAUGUCACCAACGCCGCUAGAACUGCAUAAGGUCACUGUCGUGAAGGAGAGCGAUAGCGAUGACUUUGGCUUCAGCGUCUCAGACGGGUUUCUAGAGAAGGGGGUUUACGUGAACAUGAUCCGCCCAGACGGGCCGGCCAACCGUGGGGGUCUGAAACCCUACGACAGGAUCCUGCAGGUGAAUCACGUACGCACCAGAGACUUUGACUGUUGCCUGGCGGUGCCCCUGAUCACAGAGGCAGGAGAUAAGCUUGAGCUGGUGAUCAGCCGCAACCCCCUGGCACUGUCUGCACGCUCUCAGAACAACAACCGCGAGGAACUGCAGGGCAAGCUUCCGGCCAGGGCACUGUCUGCACACGCUCAGACCGGGGACAGUGAAGAGGUCAAGCUUCUGGGGACAAGGGAAAGCCCAACGAGCACAAUGGAUUUAUAAUAGGGUUCAGGACAGUACUUCAUGUCCCAACGCUGACACAAACCUGUUUAAUUCACAGUAUUUGAAAUGUCGUAGUCACACAAGGAUGUUCUUUUUGUUGUGUUUUUUUUUGUGUUUAUUUUUUUAUUUUAUUUUUUUCAACUACUUGAUGUGAAGCACAUACGCAUGAAGAGAAAUAUUUGAAGAGCAAAAACACUUUGUAGGCAGUUGUUGGGAUAAAGGCUGGCUGAGUCUUUUAAGGAUAUUUAUUUUUGGCUGAUUUUUUAAGUAGCUGAAAGAUGUACUCCGAUGUAUAACGAACAGUCAGCAAACAGAAACUUCAUCCCAAAUGUCUUUUGUAUCAUCUCCAUACUGAAAAUGUCAUACAGCCUGCCCCCAACACAAGCCCUCUCAAUAGAAUCAGAACCAUUCUUUUCAUGUACACAGAGAUGAGCUGAUCAUUUAUUAAUUGCCAGACCUUGCAGAAAUGUUUUCCACCACAAGAGAAGAUCCCAGGCCAUUUCUUUAUGGAGUCCGGCAUCCUUACUGUAUAACAGCUAUUUCAUAAUUUCAGUUUCAGCUUCAGGCAGUAUUUAUCUGCGGAUAAGGGGUCAAAUUGCUUUUUCCUUUCACGGUUUGUCACCUGGGAUUUGUAAAGCUCAGAGGCAGGGGAAUUGUUUAAUAAAGAGAGGAUAGAAAUUAAUAGUAGUUUUCCUAUUUGGCCCUGUGCAAAACUACACUUUAAUCCAGUUUUCAUUGGAACACCUUAUCGCACAACAACAAUUAUUUGGUUUUAAAGCUCUUUCUUUUUGGUGCCACAAAUAGUAAUUUUUGUAUUUAUCCACAGAACAUGUUUGUACUUGAUUUUGUUUUUCUAGAAUAGGCACAAGUUUAAUAUUUUUAAUUUAUUAUUGGUAUUUACCACCGCUUCAGUUUUAUAAUGCACUUUCUCACUGUCUCUAACAAUUAAAUCUUCUUACUGUCUUUUGUGCCAAGAUUGACCUUUUUAAAAGGACAAUAACCAAGACAUAUUUAUUACGAGACUUAUUUUCCGUUGGAUUGCAAUGAAGCCUGUUUAUCCUGACGCCUAACUGCACUCGCUUCAUGUGUCACGGGUGUAAAUGCCCCACCUGAACCUCACUCUUUCAGUCAAGGAUGUGUGGUACCUACUGCACAAUAAAAUAAUGUCUGUGAUGGCAGCUGAAAUGGCCAACCUAAAUGUUUUGUAGUAAAAUAAGUUACUGUGCUAGUGAGAGGGGAGUUAUUUAAGGUUUGGCUAUUAUCCCUUUUUAAGUUUUUGUGUACUGUUUAAUAUAGUGGGGAUCCCUUGCUUCAUGCUGUUCAAUUCUCUGUCUUUGUGUUUUCAUGGUGCUGUAUAUUCAAGUAUUUGUUUUUUGUAAUUGCACUGCUCUUGUACAUCACACAUACCUCAGUUUUCACAAUUCAUAUUACUAUAUACAGUACCCUUUUUUAACUUAAAAUUCAGUUAGAUCACAAAUGCACAUUUUAAUUUA
This is a messenger RNA of Polyodon spathula (Mississippi paddlefish), 5702 nucleotides long. Its product is annotated as glutamate receptor-interacting protein 2-like. Gene Ontology annotation, biological process: neurotransmitter receptor transport, endosome to postsynaptic membrane. The transcript has 24 exons. Gene Ontology annotation, molecular function: protein binding. The coding region runs from base 883 to 4209 and encodes 1108 amino acids. The record is from RefSeq and is a predicted model, not a curated record. Lineage: Eukaryota; Metazoa; Chordata; Actinopteri; Acipenseriformes; Polyodontidae.